GCUGGACGCCAAACGUUGUGGACAAAGUCGAAGCCAGUGACUGGGUUCGACAUCUUCCUGUCCCACACCUGGAUGACGCCGGGGCGGCUGAAAGUGUUGACGCUUAUGAUUCGUUCGGGAUGGCAUGUGGCGUUGAUCUUCUGGGCGAUCAGC
Molecule: messenger RNA, 153 nt
Organism: Symbiodinium pilosum
Lineage: Eukaryota; Dinophyceae; Suessiales; Symbiodiniaceae
Source: the annotation of a GenBank genome assembly